This is a messenger RNA of Sander lucioperca (pikeperch), 1650 nucleotides long. It is a transcript of the gene nuf2, whose product is annotated as UF2 component of NDC80 kinetochore complex. Gene Ontology annotation, biological process: mitotic spindle organization; attachment of mitotic spindle microtubules to kinetochore; kinetochore organization. Bases 136 to 1500 code for a protein of 454 amino acids. The record is from RefSeq and is a predicted model, not a curated record. The transcript has 13 exons. Gene Ontology annotation, cellular component: kinetochore; Ndc80 complex. Lineage: Eukaryota; Metazoa; Chordata; Actinopteri; Perciformes; Percidae. Gene Ontology annotation, molecular function: protein-containing complex binding.
UAUGAACUGACCAAUCAGACGCGCCGUCUAGAAAUCAACAAGGAAGUCGUUUUAAGGCGCCAAUUUUGUCUUGUCGCUGAAAUCGAAAUAGUUCGUCUGUGUUUUCUGUUUACAACUGGCACUUAAAUUGCGACAAUGACCGAAAACACGUUCCCUGUCUAUACUGCAGAUGCGAUAGUAAAUUUUUACCGAACAGAAGUUCUGACUGGUCAAGAGGCAAAGCACUUCACGAAGAGCGAGCUGACUCCUGUUCCCAAGCCAGAGGCAGUUCAAACGUUGUACAUGAGAGUGUUGCAUCUCCUGUAUCGCUUCAGACCUGAGUGUCACUCCAUGGUUCCACUUCUGGAGAACAUUCAGAACCCAGUAUAUCAUGAGGGGGCAACUGCUAUCACGAGCGUCUACAUGCGCAUGCAGCAGUUUCUGCCAAUGUGCUUGGUGUACGAUUUUUCACUGAAUGACCUUCUAGCUCCAAAAAAACAGAAGACUCUGACUAUUCUAAGUGCCAUUAUGAACUUUCUCCACUUCAGGAAGCAGAGGAUGAACAUUAUCUUGGAGAAGCAGGCCAAAUAUAGGGCAGACAUGGACAGGCUGCAGGUUUACGUUAAAGGCUGUUCAGAAGCAAUGAGGAAGAUUAAGAUGCUGACGACUAUCCCGCCAGAGCAGCAGGCUGAGGCUGACGAGCUGGCUGCUGCUCUCUCUGAGCUGCAGGCCGCCACCACGCAUGAAUCCCACGAAGUGAAUGCGAUCAAGGAAAGCAUCGCAGAGUGGAAAACCAGAAUUGCAGAGAAGACUCAGAAACUGGCCCAGGUGAAGGUGGACGUCAGCAGCCUAAAAGAAGACAUCGGCAAACUCAAGUCUCAGAUUGUGGAGUCUCCAGAAGAGCUGAAGAGUCAGAUGGAGAAGAUGAGGGAGAAUGUCAAGAACAUCAAGAACUCCAUGGAAGAAACCGAUGAGCGUGUGGUGGAGCUGCAGAACUUGGUGCAGAGUGUGACUCAGACUGAGGCUGAGAUCCAGCAGAUGUACAACCUGCUGCAGGACCUGGAGAGCAGCAUGAACAACACCAAGCAGCAGCAGGAGGAGCACCAGGAGCUGACGGCUCUGUAUGAGAAGAAGCAGAAGGAGCUGAAGAACCUGAUCGUGGAGGAGGGCCAGCUGAAGCGAGCCGUGGCCAUGAAGCUGGACAAGGAGUCCAAACAGAACAUGCGCAGGCAGAAGAUGAGAGAGAUGAAGGAGCAGCAUGUUCAAGAAGUGAUGGGGGACUAUAACCAAAUCCAUCAGAAGCGCGAGGAGAUGGCGGACAGAAUCCAGGAGAUCUCCAGAGAGACGCAGCAGCUGAAGGCCAAGAUCCAGAGCCUGAGAGACGUCUGCAGCAAAGAGACGGAGAAAGCUCAGGCUGUGUACGACAACCUGUCAACCUCAAUGGACGAGCUGCACCGGAGAAUUGACAUGGACACCGUGGACCUGAUACAAGCUGUCACCAAGAUGUCUCCAUCCUUUUAAAUGGAUCAUUUUACAUUUUAUAAUCGUUACAUUACUGUGUGGUAUUACUCUGUUAUGUGUUUCUACUCUUCUAACCUUUUUGUUGCCUUUUUGUGACCUAUUUAAAAUGUAUUAAAAAGUUGUAUAUCAGUGAAUAAAUCCGAUCAGUCC